AUGGAGCAGGUGAUUUCUUCACUUCACAAGAAGAACUUUGAUCUCAAGUUAGAACUGUACCAUCGUCGAGAACGACAAACGGCGCUCGAAGAUAAAGUAGAAGCCCUCGAGAUGGAAAAGUCGCGAGCAGAAGAAACGAACCAACAUCUCUCUCAGGAGAUGGAGAAGCGCGACAAGGCAAUUGAGGAAGCGGUCGCUAUGAUUGUGGCUCUCGAAGCUAGAGUCGAAGAGUUCGCCAAGGAAAGAUCAAUCAUUGAACAGAUCCAAUCCGAAGGACAGUACUCAGCUCACAACUUCAAUCCUUGCUACGAAGAUCCUAGACCUGCGUCACAGACACCAAUCUCGGCGAAGCGAACGAAAGAUGAUAGGAUCAUCAACCGGAUGCCGAGUUUCAUGUCUGACCACAACGAGAAUACCGAGAAUCUGCGCAAUGUUUAUCUCGGAGCUAGGGGCAGCGUUAUUAGUCUUGCGCAGGUUCCCGAGGGGCCUGGCGAAGGCGACACUGGUCGCAGCCCAAGUUUGAGCAUCCUGAGCGAAAGUUCCUUUGUUAGUGUGUAUGGAUCCAAGGAAGACGAGGAUAGCAGCCUCCAAGAGGACGAACCAGUGACCUUUGAUGGCUCCGCCAGCCUUCCAGCCAGAGCCAGUGCUAUCAACCGACCAAAGACAGCUUUUGUCCAGUCUCACAGUUCACCUAACAGAUCAGCCCGAUCAAGCUCUGUCUCAAAUCACCCAGCGCACUUCGACUCAAUUCAGAACGUUGUCGAAUAUAGCUCUCCACGAAGGUCUGAACGACAUCACCAACCUUCAAGGAUGGCAUCGCGACCCCAAAGCCGGGAUCAAGAUAGAUCAGAACGCUUUGCUGGCCGUGCUUCGAUGUCUCCAAACCAUCAACGCCUUAAACAGGAGAAGAGGGAUUCACUUCGAAGAGUUACGACCGAGGCUCCUGGUGGCGUUAGGUUGCAUGACCAGAACCUCCCUCCAACGCCAGACACUGUCUCUACAUCUACACUGCGACGCUUCAACAACUCCAAUGAGGCGUUACUAAGACCCCCUACAGCAAGACCAAGCCACAGUGCGCUAUCAGAGGCAUCCGAAAACGACGGAAGCUUGGGAACGUACUCGGGUGUCCGUCUGGAACAGACUCCAAUGCGUGCUGUCAAGGCUUCAGCUCAGAUCAUUGAACUGAACAAUAGAGUCUAUCGCGAGAACCAGGGCAAAUCCAUUCAGCGCCCUCGGUCAGUGGACGAAACUACCAUUUCCAACCGACGGGCUGGAAAUGGUCAUCAAGGAGGUGCAAGCACAGGACUCGAUCCUGACAGGAUCAGGGAUCUAUUUCCAGUUCAGCAAGAACUCUUUUCGGCAUCGAUGCCUCCGCCGCCUCCUGAUAGGAGCUCGAGCUUGAACCCUCAGGCUGGGCAACAGAGCAAGACAUCAUUUCUGAGUCGACCGUUGGCCAAUGCCAAAGCCUCUAAGGGGGUCCGUAAGAAGGGCCACCAAAGAAGAGCCAGCGACGACAUUCAGAUUCGGGCGGGCGCACACAUACAGGCUCAAGGACCGUCCGCCGGUGACAAGAACCAUUACCCCCCGAUCGCAAAUCAACAAUCCACGCAGAACAAAUUCACCAAGUUCUUCAGAAGGUCUUCUACCGGACCUCCGAGCGGUGCCCCAACCCCAACCCCAAGAACAGAGCAUGGUCCCACCGAACCACCCAAUGGGGCAUUCUCGAGCUCUACUGGUGCACCAGUGCUCCCACCUUGGAUCAGUCGGACAGGUGCGGCUGAAGAGGAUCGCGACAGCGCAACACCACCACCAAUUAUGCGAAAGUCGCGACAAGGAAGGAAUGUCUCGGUGGAUUUUGAUAUGGCUGACGACCCGGUAAUGAGCCAAGAGUCGGGCACUCCGGGAACACCCAAACCACCAGCGAACGAAAAGGACACAGCGGAGCAGACAGAAAGCCCGAGAGGGGCUGGCGCAACAGGAAGCAGGAGAAAGUGGUUGCCUGCAUUUAGUCUUAGAAACAAGCAAGGAUAG
This is a messenger RNA of Fusarium graminearum PH-1, 2031 nucleotides long. RefSeq lists its product as uncharacterized. The transcript has 2 exons. Gene Ontology annotation, cellular component: microtubule organizing center. The record is from RefSeq and is a predicted model, not a curated record. Bases 1 to 2031 code for a protein of 676 amino acids. NCBI's taxonomy places the organism in Eukaryota, Fungi, Ascomycota, Sordariomycetes, Hypocreales, Nectriaceae.